Molecule: messenger RNA, 858 nt
Organism: Fulvia fulva
Lineage: Eukaryota; Fungi; Ascomycota; Dothideomycetes; Mycosphaerellales; Mycosphaerellaceae
Exons: 1
Coding region: 1-858 (285 amino acids)
Source: RefSeq, a predicted model, not a curated record
AUGCCAGCUUACCACAAAUGCUCCGUGUCCGAACUCCGCAACUUCUGCGAGACUCGCAAGUUGGUCAUGCCGCUAUCCGAGAAGGCCUCGAGGACCGACUUGAUUCACACACUCCACGCAGCAGACGAGAGUCAACCGCUCGAUGAAUCUAUGGAUCUGCCGCCUGAGGUGCGUGUCAUCAUCUACAAGUUCUACCUCGGAUCUCUCAACACUCAACGUCAAAUGCCUGCACAACCACCACUUCUCAAGGUCUCCCGCCUCGUCCGACAGGAAAGUUUUCCCCUCUUCUAUGACCUGUGCGAUUUCGCGAUUCUGUUCGGCGAGUGGGGUUAUAACUACAGCAUGCCACAGGACCAUAGUUUCUUCAAGGCAGCUAGCGUGCCGACCUUCGCUCAAGGGCUCCAAGGUCCAUCUCAGCCGCUUGGACACCUUGUGAAGCGGCUGUGUGUCGCAGCGGAUGUGCAUCACGCUCGGAGGUUGCGCAUGAGGUACGAUGUGUGCAUCGAAGCUGGCGCGAGCGGAGUUCAGAUGACGAUACAGAGGGAUGACAAGAAGUUUCCGUUCACUCAGUCUCCAGAAGUAGAGACUGAGCUCCGCAGGCGGGCAGGGGUGUUGCUUGACAUGUUCAGAGAGCGCCAGCGGGGUUCUAUUGCUGUGGGAAUGGUCUCGUUAGAGGCAGAAGACACGAGAGAGCUCGGCAGCGACAGUAGAGCCCGGGCGGAAGUGUAUGGCACAAUUGUUACAGUCGAUGGCGGCAUGAAGGAAGAUGAAGACGUGGCGAAGCAAGGCACGCUAAUGCUCGAGCCUGCGGACUACGCCAGACUCGGAUCGUUAUUAUUCAUGCUGCCGUGGAGAUAG